AUGGCAGAAACAAGCGAUCCACCAAUGGCUAAUACGGAUGCAAACCGUGUGGAAGUGAUAGGUCCACAGUUCUGUGCUCCAUACGCUAUUGAUCUGAGCAUCAUUAAGAAAGUUAUGACCUUAAAAGAUGGUGCUUUUCAAGUCCUUGAUGUCAAUGAAAACGUCGUAUUCUCUGUCAAAGGCAUGGUCUUUAGUCUACGUGAACGUCGAGUUUUGGUAGAUGGUGAUGGCACUCCUUUAGUCACUUUCCAACAAAAGCUAUUGAGUGCUCAUAAUAGAUGGCAAGCGUUUAGAGGCGAGGGCACAGACCCUAAACAAUUGCUUUUUAGCGUUAAGAAGUCUGCACUCCUACAAUUCAUGAAGACCAAGUUAUAUGUAUAUUUGGCUACUAACACUAAAGAAAAAGUUUGUGACUUCAAAAUUGAAGGCAGCUGGAUGGAAAAAUCUUGUGUUAUUUAUGCUUCUAAUUCUACUGAAAUUGCCAAGAUGCACAAGAAACGCACCGCUUCAAGCAUGUUAGUUGGCAAAGAUAAUUUCGGUGUAACUGUGAGUACGAACGUUGAUUUUGCUUUUAUAGUUGCUUUUAUUGUGAUUCUUGAUGAGAUCAACGAAGAAUGA
Molecule: messenger RNA, 618 nt
Organism: Capsicum annuum
Lineage: Eukaryota; Viridiplantae; Streptophyta; Magnoliopsida; Solanales; Solanaceae
Product: protein LURP-one-related 10-like
Exons: 3
Coding region: 1-618 (205 amino acids)
Source: RefSeq, a predicted model, not a curated record